Molecule: messenger RNA, 855 nt
Organism: Rhagoletis zephyria (snowberry fruit fly)
Lineage: Eukaryota; Metazoa; Arthropoda; Insecta; Diptera; Tephritidae
Source: RefSeq, a predicted model, not a curated record
AUGUCGGGCGGACUUGCUGGAUUGCAACUUACCGAAGACGAUGUGACCAAGUUCCUGGCUAGUGGAACCCACCUGGGCACUAACAACCUGGACUUCCAGAUGGAGACCUAUGUGCACAAGCGCCGAAAUGACGGUGUGCACAUCAUCAACAUCCGCAAGACCUGGGAGAAGAUCUUGCUCGCUGCGCGUGCCAUCGUGGCCAUUGAGAACCCGGCUGACAUCUUCGUCAUCUCCAGCCGUCCUUUUGGCCAACGUGCGGUGCUCAAGUUCGCUUCGGCCACCAAGGCCACUCCCAUCGCUGGCCGAUUCACUCCUGGUACCUUCACUAACCAGAGCCGAAGCGAGUCCUUCCGCGAGCCUCGCCUGCUGAUCGUCUGCGACCCACGCACCGACCACCAGCCCAUCACCGAGGCCUCGUACGUGAACAUCCCGGUGAUUGCGCUGUGCAACACCGACUCGCCGCUGCGCUACGUCGAUGUGGCCAUCCCCUGCAACAACAAGGGCAUCCACUCCAUCGGUCUGAUGCUCUGGAUGCUGGCCCGUGAGGUGCUUCGCAUGCGCGGAGCCCUCUCCCGCACCACUCCCUGGGAGGUCAUGGUGGACAUGUACUUUUACCGCGAGGCCGAGGAGCAGGAGAAGGAAGAACAGGUGGCCCUCACCGAGGCUCGCCCGAGCAAGCCCGAGGAGGAGGUGACUGACGCUCCGGUGGUUGGCUUCAGCGAGGCAGUUGGCGCCGCUCCCGAGGAGGACUGGAACGCCCAGGUGGCCGAAGAGUGGACUGCCCAGCCGGUCGCCCCCGGUGGCAUGACCGAGGACUGGGGCGCUGCCACCCAGGACUGGACCUCUGCGGCCUAA